Messenger RNA from Saccostrea cuccullata (small rock oyster), 534 nucleotides. RefSeq names its product acanthoscurrin-1-like. The transcript is spliced from 4 exons. Lineage: Eukaryota; Metazoa; Mollusca; Bivalvia; Ostreida; Ostreidae. The record is from RefSeq and is a predicted model, not a curated record. The coding region runs from base 89 to 445 and encodes 118 amino acids.
AACCCAUCUUGGUUUCAAGUUCCGACAGUUCUCCGCCUCUCAAUUCUUCAAUUCCUUCGCAGUCCUCGUUUUAAUUCCUUUGCUCAAGAUGUCCUUCUCUUUUGUGACCGUUCUUUCUCUGAUUGUUGUCGCUAAUGCAGCGUACUACAGACCAGGAGGUAAAAUGGGCGGAGGCAUGAUGGCCGGUGGCAUGGGCGGAGGAAUGAUGGCCGGUUCCAUGGGAGGAGGAAUGGGCGGAAUGAUGAUGCCCAUGGGAAUGGGAGGAAGUAUGGGCGGAGGAAGUAUGGGAGGAAUGAAGGGUAUGAUGAUGCCCGUUAAGAUGGGCGGUAUGAUGGGUGGCGGAGGAAUGAGCGGUAUGAUGGGCGGCGGAGGAAUGAGCGGUAUGAUGGGCGGCGGAGGCAUGGGCGGUAUGAUGGGCGGAAUGAAAUCUGCCUAUUAUGGAUAAGAAUUUGCUAAAGGAAUUCCCUUUCGCAGUCCUUCAAAUGAUGGUGAUUUUGCUACUCUAUAUAAAAAAUAAAGAAGUUAUAUAAUUUA